Messenger RNA from Cynoglossus semilaevis (tongue sole), 4235 nucleotides. RefSeq names its product pyruvate kinase M1/2a (gene pkma). Gene Ontology annotation, biological process: glycolytic process. Bases 1295 to 3247 code for a protein of 650 amino acids. The transcript is spliced from 11 exons. Lineage: Eukaryota; Metazoa; Chordata; Actinopteri; Pleuronectiformes; Cynoglossidae. Gene Ontology annotation, molecular function: potassium ion binding; magnesium ion binding; pyruvate kinase activity. The record is from RefSeq and is a predicted model, not a curated record.
GUAAAUAACGCUUUAGAAUUACUGGUGGAAAAAAUGAACAGUUUUAAAACUCUCCGAAGUUUAAAUUAUCUUAUACUAUUUUGUAGUACCGCGUCGUCGUAACAGUCUUUAGAUGACGCUAAUCAUCCACAGAUUCGACGUUCUUUUGGUUUCCCUUAGUAAUAAAUAAACCACGGUAUUAAUUACGGGGCCUGUACUAUAGGGCACUGUGUCAAUAAAAAUCCAAUGUGACGCCUGUAAUCUUUCAGCAGGUUUACUGCAGUGCCCUGCUGCAGUGGGUGUUACAGAUGCAAUGCAUAUCGUUCCGCAUUUCGUGCCUAAGGGUUUGUCCUCAUCUAACUGCAAUUAUAAGAUUAUGACACCCUGUUUAGCUGCUUCUACCUUUAACUGCUUCAAGCAAAGUUACGGUUGUGUCUAAAUGGAGAAAAUGAAAAGUAUCCUGGUUAGAAUCAGGUGACUAUAAUUUGCGGAAACGACGUUAGCAAAAAGUCUAACUGUGUUCUGUGUAGUUGGACAGUUGACUUUAAUUACAGUAGAAUGAUUGUAAAGUUCUUGUGCCUAGUGUUACAGCAUAUUUCACUUUGGAGUCUGAAUGCCCUGCUCUAUUGCGAGUUUAUAAACUCCGUGUAUGCAGCAGAGUCACCAGAAAUAAAUGGUACCUGCUGUGGUGUGGCUUUAUGAUCUGAUUAUUGUCCUGGCAGAUAGUGCGGUUUAUGAUAUGUUUUAAGAGGCCUUCUAGCAUGUACUUACUUAUUUGUGGUUAAAAUUAGUAUGACAAGUGUAGUUAUCUGUUCUGGGUGGAGGUGGCAUUGACCUGCUGCUGCUGUUGUUGUUAAACUUGUUUCAGUGCAGUAGAGGUGACAUUUUGCAGGUGGUGGUGCUCCCAUGCAGUUUUACCAGUAAGCUGUGAGUUUCACAUAUUUCACGUUAUUGUGAAACUCAACAACAUCUAGGUUUCAAUGGAACUGCUGAUUCAUAUGACAACAGUGAAAAUCCAUGCAAUAUGAUAAUAUGAUCCAGCAGAAAGUAUUAUAUGAUGUUUCACAUAUAUAACUAAUACUUUUUUGCCUGGUUGCAGCACACAAAGCAGCAUAAGUAUAAUUUUAAUGAUAAUUUCAUUACACCAAGCUUUACCUAAAUUGUCCAGAAAGUGUUUGGAUUUGUUGUAGUUUCUAGAGGCCUGCGUACAAUAUGUGUUUACCACCAUACACUGAGUAUUGGGUGUCUGCAAAAAGACCUGACAUGCUGAGUGUUAUUAUUAGCUAACUGUCUGUUCAUAGGUUUGGAGUGCAGUAUGACUUUGGCUGGUUGUAGUAUUUUAAGGGACACAACCGUGGUGCAUUGUGGUGGUCGUAUGCAAGUCCUUUGUGUUAGAUUAUGGCGGUUGCCUGUUCACUGCAGGCUUCUUCCAUGUUCUUUAUCCUCACUGAAAGGAUUUACACCUGAGCUCUUGAAAGUAUUGUACGUAUGCGUGCCUACUGUAAGUUCUGCAAGGACUGCUGUAGCAGGACACAUAUUGAUCACCAGCGCAGCAGGUUUCAGCACACUGGGUUUGUUGUUGAGGUCACUGCUAUCGCCUGGCUUAUUAGUCCACAAAAGGAGCCAGAAGAUCUACAGGAGAAUCUCUCCUUCACUAGCAGUGAUAACAAUGCCUCAGUCAAAGUCGCUAGACAUGGGCUCUGCCUUCAUCCAGACACAGCAGCUGAACGCUGCCAUGGCCGACACCUUCCUGGAGCACAUGUGCCUGCUGGACAUCGACUCUGAGCCCACCACUGCACGCAACACUGGCAUCAUCUGCACCAUUGGACCAGCCUCACGCUCUGUGGAAACACUGAAGGAGAUGAUUAAGUCUGGAAUGAACAUUGCUCGCAUGAACUUUUCACACGGCACACAUGAGUAUCAUGCACAGACCAUCAAAAAUGUUCGUGAAGCAUGUGAAAGUUUUGAGCCUGGCAGCAUCCAGUACAGACCCAUUGGUAUUGCCCUGGACACCAAAGGCCCAGAGAUCAGGACUGGUCUGAUCAAAGGAAGUGGCACUGCUGAGGUGGAGCUGGUCAAAGGUGAAAUGAUCAAGAUCACCUUAGAUGAUGCUUACCAGGAGGACUGCAGUGAGAAAAUCCUCUGGCUUGACUACAAAAACAUAAGCAAAGUGGUGGAAAUUGGCAGCAAGAUCUACAUUGACGACGGCCUCAUGUCCCUGCAGGUUAAGGAGAUUGGCUACGAUUACGUCAUGUGUGAGAUCGAGAAUGGAGGCAUGCUGGGUAGUAAGAAGGGAGUGAACCUCCCUGGUGCUGCGGUAGACCUCCCUGCUGUUUCAGAAAAGGACAUCCAGGACCUGCAGUUUGGUGUGGAACAGGGAGUGGACAUGGUGUUUGCCUCCUUCAUUCGCAAAGCAGAAGAUGUGCACGCUGUCAGGGCUGUGCUGGGAGAGAAGGGCAAAGACAUUAAGAUCAUCAGCAAACUGGAGAACCACGAGGGUGUACGCAGAUUUGACGAGAUCAUGGAGGCCAGCGAUGGCAUCAUGGUUGCCCGUGGUGACCUUGGCAUUGAGAUCCCCACAGAAAAGGUCUUUCUUGCCCAGAAGAUGAUGAUUGGCCGCUGCAACAGAGCCGGCAAGCCCAUCACUUGUGCCACUCAGAUGUUGGAAAGCAUGAUCAAGAAGCCCAGGCCGACCCGUGCUGAAGGCAGCGACGUAGCCAACGCUGUGUUGGAUGGAGCCGACUGCAUCAUGCUGAGUGGAGAAACUGCCAAGGGGGACUACCCUCUGGAAGCAGUACGAACACAGCACAUGAUCGCACGUGAAGCUGAGGCGGCCAUGUUCCAUCGGCAGGUGUUUGAGGACCUGCGUCGUUCCACGCCAUACUGCAAAGACCACGCAGAGGCCAUUGCUAUUGGCGCUGUGGAGGCCUCCUUUAAGAGCUUGGCCUCUGCCAUCAUUGUUCUCACAGGCUCUGGAAGGUCUGCCCACCUGGUAUCGAGGUACAGACCACGUGCCCCCAUCAUCGCUUUGACUCGUAACGCCCAGACAGCCCGUCAAGCACACCUGUACCGGGGCAUCUUUCCUGUCCUUUACACCACCCCUGCCCAUGAGGUGUGGGCAGAGGACGUCGACAUGCGUGUCAACUUUGCCAUGGAUAUGGGCAAAGCCCGCGGCUUCUUCAAAGAAGGCGAUAUUGUCAUCGUCCUGACCGGCUGGCGCCCAGGUUCUGGUUUCACCAACACCAUGCGUGUGGUUCCAGUGGUGUGAAAAACCGUGAGGCCACUCUGCUUUCUCCCUUCACCUUUCAUCUAUGUUUCAUAGCUCAACAGUGCACUCCAGCUCACAGCCUUUUAAGUCUUCAAUAGAGAGUCAGAGUCUUUAGAUCGCAGUAAGCAUACAGGAAUUAAAUUUAAAAAAAAUUUAAAAAACUAACCUUCAAUACAUUUCCACUUUAUCUCCAUUCCUCUCUAGAAGGUUCUCUCCAUUAAACCAGUCUUUGGAGCCUCAAAUUAACACACACAACCAGAAACUGCUGUUUAUUUGACACUUGUAUUGUCAGAAGUGAUUCAGUCCACGAGUGAAAGCUUCUUGGUUUGUGUGCAUGCGCAUAAUGGCUCAUGUUUAGGUGAUGUUGGAGCUGAGGCAGACUGAAAAAAAUGGUCUCACUCCUUCAGAAGCUGCCUCUCCUCCACAACUUCACCCAAACAGAUCCUAAUGUAGUGCUGUGUGUUCCAAGUGUUCCAGCUGCCCUUGUAUUCAAACGUAUCUGCACUCCUCGUCGACUCCAGACAAUGUUACACUCUUUGUUAUACUUUUGUGGAUCAAGUCUCGGUGUGGGACAUCCAAAUACUACUUAUAUUUUGUCUGAUUAAAGAGAAGGGUUAGCUUUGGAUGUCCGCUCCAGAGGUGUGGCGGUAGUUACUGUAUUUGUGUUAAAAUAAAUUUGUGAUAAAAUAAUGACUGAAAUCAAAGAGCACUUUUAGGGGUUUUCACAGGUGACUGGUCCAGGCCUUUGGUGCCAGUGAACCUUAAUGCUAUCCUUAGUUCUCCAUCAUUGGCCCAUCAGUGGCCCAUUGUAACUUGUGUCUAUUGUGUGUGUGUUUGUGUGCUUCAAAGUGUAACUGUAGAGUGCAAGAUCUAAUCUGAUGUAAAGGUUUUAAAAUAUAUAUAAAGAUAAAUAGGUAUAUAUUAAAUAGAGGCUCCAGAUUGUGCAACAAGACUGGCUUCCCACCAAUAAAGGAGAGAUUCACAUAUA